Molecule: messenger RNA, 1498 nt
Organism: Brassica oleracea var. oleracea
Lineage: Eukaryota; Viridiplantae; Streptophyta; Magnoliopsida; Brassicales; Brassicaceae
Product: nucleosome assembly protein 1;2-like
Exons: 12
Coding region: 98-1216 (372 amino acids)
Biological process (GO): somatic cell DNA recombination; nucleosome assembly
Cellular component (GO): nucleus; chromatin
Molecular function (GO): chromatin binding; histone binding
Source: RefSeq, a predicted model, not a curated record
GGGCUGUCAACCCCCAAAAAACUAGGGUUUUAAAAGGUUUCUUUUUUAUCUUCCUAUCUUCCUUCGCCAGUCUCUCUAUUCUCUCUUGCUUGCGAAGAUGAGCAGCGACAAGGACAACAACUUGAACAUGUCUGCCGCUCUUAACGAGGAGGAUCGAGCGGGGCUUGUCAACGCUCUUAAGAACAAGUUGCAGAAUUUGGCUGGACAACACUCAGAUGUCCUUGAGAACUUGAGUCCUGCUGUCAGGAAGCGUGUUGAGGUUCUUAGAGACAUUCAGAACCAACAUGAUGAAAUCGAAUCAAAGUUUUUCGAGGAGAGGGCAGCUCUAGAAGCUAAAUAUCAGAAACUGUAUCAGCCUUUCUAUACCAAGCGAUUUGAGAUUGUCACCGGUGUGGUUGAAGUUGAAGGUGCACCAGAAGAAGUAAAAACUGAACAAGGAGAAGACAAAGCUGCUGAAGAGAAAGGAGUGCCUGAUUUCUGGCUUAUUGCAUUAAAGAACAAUGAAAUUACUGCUGAGGAGAUAACUGAGCGGGAUGAAGGAGCUCUCAAGUAUCUCAAAGACAUCAAGUGGAACAGGGUUGAAGAACCAAAAGGGUUCAAGCUCGAGUUUUUCUUUGAUGAGAACCCUUACUUCAAGAACACUGUCUUGACCAAGACGUAUCACAUGAUUGAUGAAGAUGAGCCUAUCCUUGAGAAGGCCAUUGGGACGGAGAUUGAGUGGUAUCCUGGAAAAUGUUUGACUCAGAAGAUCCUAAAAAAGAAGCCAAAGAAGGGAUCCAAAAACACAAAGCCGAUCACUAAGACUGAGGAGUGUGAGAGUUUCUUCAACUUUUUCAGUCCCCCUCAAGUUCCUGAUGACGAGGAGGAUCUUGAUGAUGACAUGGCUGAAGAACUCCAAGCCCAAAUGGAGCACGACUAUGAUAUAGGAUCAACCAUUAAAGAGAAAAUCAUCUCGCAUGCGGUGUCAUGGUUCACUGGGGAAGCCGUUGACCCAGAUGACCUUGAGAUGGAUGAUGAUGAGAUUGAGGAAGAUGAUGAUGAUGAGGAGGACGAGGAAGAUGAUGAGGAGGACGAAGAUGAUGAUGAUGAGGACGAGGAAGAAGAACAAGGAAAGAAAAGCAGAAAGAAGUCAUCAGCUGGGCACAAGAAGUCUGGAAGAAGUCAGCUUGCGGAAGGUCAACAAGGUGAGAGACCACCCGAGUGUAAGCAGCAGUGAGGAGUUGCGCUUAUUUAUGAAGAAGAGAAGAAAGAAAAGAGUCUGGUCUUUGUGAGACGAGGUCGUGUUUCUUAAUAUGGGGAGAAUCAUGGUCUUAGUUUAUAUGAUUCAAGUAUCAAGUUUUGGGUGGUCGUUUUUUUUGUUUUUUAAACAAAAUUGUUCUUUGGUUUGGUUUGUGUCUUAUUUUUUAUUUUGUAAUGUGUGGUCUCAAUGAACUGGUCUGAAUUAUUGUCGAUUUGGUCAAAUUUUUACCCAAUUUAUUCCCAUAAUCAUAAAAUGCUG